Messenger RNA from Kogia breviceps (pygmy sperm whale), 439 nucleotides. NCBI's taxonomy places the organism in Eukaryota, Metazoa, Chordata, Mammalia, Artiodactyla, Physeteridae. The record is from RefSeq and is a predicted model, not a curated record.
GCAGGGCUUUUUUCAGCCAUCUUGGACCCUGUGGAGGCCUGCUGGGAACAGGACUUCUAAAACGACAAAUAUGUCUGGAAGGCUGUGGUCCAAGGCCAUUUUUGCUGGCUAUAAGCGGGGUCUACGGAACCAGAGGGAGCACACAGCUCUCCUGAAAAUUGAAGGUGUAUAUGCUCGAGAUGAAACUGAAUUCUAUCUAGUCAAGAGAUGUGCUUAUGUGUACAAAGCAAAGAACAACACAGUAACUCCUGGUGGAAAACCUAACAAAACCAGAGUAAUCUGGGGAAAGAUAACUCGUGCUCAUGGAAACAGUGGCGUGGUUCGUGCCAAAUUCCGAAGCAACCUUCCUGCUAAGGCCAUUGGACACAGAAUCCGUGUGAUGCUGUACCCUUCAAGGAUUUAAACUUACUGAAAAGUAAAUAAAUAAAAGUGUGGAUUU